Molecule: messenger RNA, 1446 nt
Organism: Sorex fumeus (smoky shrew)
Lineage: Eukaryota; Metazoa; Chordata; Mammalia; Eulipotyphla; Soricidae
Gene: HNMT
Product: histamine N-methyltransferase
Exons: 6
Coding region: 72-950 (292 amino acids)
Molecular function (GO): N-methyltransferase activity
Source: RefSeq, a predicted model, not a curated record
AACAGAAGGAACUAGGAAGAGAAGGAGGAGGAAGCUCAGCCUUUCCCUCCAGUCUUUUCAGAAAGCCAAACAUGGCAUCUUGCAUGAGGAGCUUGUUUUCUGACCACAGCAGAUACGUUGAAUCUUUUCGGAGGUUUCUCAAGAAUUCCACGGAGCAUCAGUGCAUGCAGGAAUUCCUGGACACGAAGCUGCCAGGCAUAGUAGCAAGGAUUGGAGACACAAAAUCAGAAAUUAAAAUUCUAAGCAUUGGCGGAGGUGCAGGUGAAAUAGAUCUUCAAAUAAUUUCCAAAGUGCGGGCUCAAUACCCAGCUGUGCAUAUCAACAAUGAAGUCAUUGAGCCAAGUGUUGAACAGAUUGCCAAAUACAAAGAGCUCGUAGCUAAAACAUCAGACCUUGAGAACAUAAAGUUUGCUUGGCAUGAGGAGACAUCAUCUGAAUAUCAAAGCAGAAUUAUGGAGAAAAAUGAACUUCAGAAGUGGGACUUUAUUCAUAUGGUUCAGAUGCUGUAUUAUGUAAAAGACAUCCCAGCCACCCUAAAAUUCUUUCAUAGUCUUUUAGCUACCAAUGCUAAGAUUCUCAUUAUUCUUGUGUCAGGAACCAGUGGCUGGAACAAACUAUGGAAAAAGUAUGGAUCUCGCUUACCCCUGAAUGACCUCUGCCUGUAUGUUACAUCCUCUGAUCUCAUUCAGAUGCUGGACGAUAUGGGAGUUAAGUAUGAGUGCUGUGACCUUCUGUCUACCAUGGACAUAUCCGAUUGUUUUAUUGAAGGCAAUGAAAAUGGAGACUUCCUUUGGGAUUUCUUGACAGAAACCUGCAACUUUACCACAACAGCGCCACCUGAUCUCAAGGCAGAAAUUAUGAAAGAUCUACAAGAACCUGAAUUCAGUAUAAAGAAAGAUGGAAAAGUGCUUUUCAAUAAUAGUCUGAGUUUCAUAGUGGUUGAGGCAUAAAUAACAACCACAACAGUAUCUAAGUCUAUUCAAAAAUUAUAUUUUGAACAAUGUUGGUCUCUCAUUUCAGUAUUUAAACUAUAUAUAAUCAUUAAUAUAAAAUGUUGUUGUUUUUACAUGUGAAAUUCAGUAAAUUUGAAGACAUUUUAGUAUUUCCUUGUGUAAUAAUGUUUUGUCUGAUCUCAUUCCUCCUCUAAGAGACAACAAGCUGGAUAAAUACCAGCUAAGGUGGCUAAGUGACAAGACUAAGAUUCAUUGGCCUAUUAAAAAAAAAGAGAGAAAAUCCAUUUUAUUUAUUGUACUAGUAUCCCCAGCAUACCAAUAAAGUAUGGCUAUGAAUUUUUUAAAUAUCAGUAUAGAAUUAAUGGUGAUAUGUUCAACGUCAACAAAGCAUAUGUUCAUUGAGUUUCCCCCCAUUGUCUUUUACUUUUUUCCCUUCUGAUUUAUUUUUUAUUCAUUAUUAAACAUAAGCAAUUUUCAGAUACUACAAAAUCAA